Molecule: messenger RNA, 1735 nt
Organism: Sphaerodactylus townsendi
Lineage: Eukaryota; Metazoa; Chordata; Lepidosauria; Squamata; Sphaerodactylidae
Gene: GPR88
Product: G protein-coupled receptor 88
Exons: 1
Coding region: 417-1502 (361 amino acids)
Biological process (GO): G protein-coupled receptor signaling pathway
Cellular component (GO): membrane
Molecular function (GO): G protein-coupled receptor activity
Source: RefSeq, a predicted model, not a curated record
UCUCUCUCACCUGUUUGCUUGCUUCUCUUUGGGCACUAGAUGCUCUUGCCCAUCUUGUGAACUUGAUUCCAACAGUGGAGAUCUGUCAGAUUGUAUGCCUUCGUCUGCUGCUGAUGCGGUCUUCUUCUGCUUGCCUGGCUUCCAAACACUCGCCGAAGAUCAUGAAGGCUGAAUUCUCUCAAAUUUACCUGUUCUUGUUUCACCGUUUGAAGGAUACCAAGGAUGCCAACAACUGACUUCCAAGAUUUUGCAUGUACUGAUGUGGAGAAAAAGUUGUAUUGUCUGAUUUAGAUAUUCUCAGCAUGUUGUUGGGUUGUGCAUGGUGCUUCUUUAUCUUGAUUUCUUCAUGGCCACCUUCAGUGGUGAGAUCUGUCUAAAGGCUGAGGUGCAAAAGCACUGGAUUGAAGCUCUGCAGCAUGCCCAAUUCCUCCAUCUCCUGGAGUUCAAGCUCCUUGCAUCUGCUGCUUUGUGAAGAAGACUCCCUCAGCUCCAGGAUCUCUUUGUCUCUUCUCUUUGUACUGUUGGCUAUCUCUGGCACUUUAUCCAAUAUCACAGUCAUUUAUCUGGUCUUUACCUUCAGGAAGCUGCGCACCACUAGCAAUACUUUCAUUGUGAAUGGUUGCAUUGCUGAUCUAUGUGUGUGUGGACUUUGGAUGCCACAGGAAGCAGUGCAGGGGUUGCUACCACCAGGCUCAGCUAUGGCUCGCUCCAAAGGGUAUCUCUUGCUCCGGGUUGGGCUUGUAGGUUUAGGACUCAUUGUCUCACUUCUUUCUCACCUCUUGGUGGCCCUCAACCGAUAUGUCCUCAUCACCAAGCCUCCAAUCACAUACCAGGUUGUUUACCAGCAGAAGCACAUGGCCUGGAUGAUUGGCUUGUCAUGGGGUUGUGCCCUGCUCCUCUCCUUGCUUCCAUCCAGACUGCAAGCAUGGCAACAUGACCAGAAGGAGUCCGGAAGUACGACUAGCAGAAAUGGCUCCAAUUACACAGGCCUGUUGGUGGCCCUAGCUCUGCUCAGCCAGACGCUUGUGCUGCUGCACUGCUACAUGGGGAUUGUAAGGAGGGUGCAGGGCAGCGUCAAACGAGUCAGUGUCCUCAACUUCCACCUGCUUCAGCAGCUGCCCUUCCCAGCUGCUCCACAAGUGCCACGCAGGACACAACGGCGCUUGAGCAGUAUCUCUGUGUUGCUCCUCUGCCUUGUGUUUCUCCUGGCCACCCAGCCCCUGGUGUGGGUCAACCUGCUAGACUUUUUCUUCCAGCCCAUCCCUCGGGGUGUGCAGCUAGCCAGCUGGCUACUCUUUUGUUCUCUGUCUGCUUUCAAUCCACUGCUAUAUACCUGGAAAAAUGAGGAAUUCCGACGUUGCAUGCGUUUAGUUCUACCAGGAAGGGAAACUGCAGUGGUAGCAGCAGAUACUCUGGCCCUCCCCACUGUCUCUCUUCCCCCUCAGGGGCCAUCUCAGCAGGAUACAAAGUUAGAGAGCAAGGGGAGCUUGGUGCUUUUGUGACACACCUUGGAAAACAUGUGCAUCUUAAGUGAAAAGGUGCUGAGAGAAAUUUCUGUUACUGAAAUGUCUGUGACUGGAAAUGUCUCACUGAAAUGCUGUCCACAAGCUCCCUGAAGAGAGGCAUCACUUGCUACCAUAGCGACACUUAGCUGAAAAAUGUGUAUGUGCCUAAAAUUUUUGUAUCAAAUCAUUUUUUUACUUCAUGGAAUUUUACAGUGGUUUAUGUAGUCAGG